Suillus clintonianus is the source of this 2061-nucleotide messenger RNA. RefSeq names its product general substrate transporter. The transcript has 18 exons. Gene Ontology annotation, molecular function: carbohydrate:proton symporter activity. NCBI's taxonomy places the organism in Eukaryota, Fungi, Basidiomycota, Agaricomycetes, Boletales, Suillaceae. The record is from RefSeq and is a predicted model, not a curated record. The coding region runs from base 363 to 2024 and encodes 553 amino acids. Gene Ontology annotation, biological process: carbohydrate transport; transmembrane transport. Gene Ontology annotation, cellular component: membrane.
ACUCAAUGACGAUCAGCACCAAAUACAGACCCGUCAAACCCGUCGGAGGUUGUCAUGGACUUACAUCUAAGGUUUGGAUGCAUUGCCAGUAGGUGCGUUAAUUGUUGAGCCGCCGCCUACCGCCUUCGUUCUCACCACGUCUUUAAACUUCCGGCAGAAUGUACCGAACUGCGAGAUUUCAUCUCUAUUUUACGCAAGUAUACCUGACGUGAUUACAGUCAAGGCUUCGAGGCGACCCUUGCGCUUGAUCGUUCGACAGUGAAUAGGAAGUACAUACAUUAUAUUAUGAUACCCCACGAAUCAAUCACCUUCUCAUUUCCUUCCCCCCAAUUAUCACCCGUCAACUUAACGUCUUCACCUUCAUGGCAAUCCCGGAACGCGCGAUUGCAAACUUCAUUCACCAAGAGUCCUGGUGGAGGAAUCGUGGCCUCCUGGUUUUAAAUAUAUGUUUGGUAUUACCACUACUAUCAUCAACAUUGAAUGGUCUUGAUUCGUCCAUACUAAACGGACUGCAAAUUUUGCCCGGAUGGCAAGAAUAUUUCCAUGAUCCGCAGGGUAAAACCUUAGGUCUCAUAAAUUCUGCCCAAGGCAUUGGCGCCCUCAGCGGGAUUCCAUUUUCCCCUUAUGUGUCUGACUUGCUAGGGCGACGAGCAACUAUGUUUAUUGGGGCAUUCAUAGUGUUAGCUGGUGUCUUCACGCAAGCCUUCUCCACCACCGUGCAUGUAUUCGUUGGCGCUCGUGUGCUCAUUGGCAUAGGCACAGCUUUCUCCAUCAAUGCCGCCCCCUUGCUCAUCAGCGAACUCAGUUAUCCGACUCAUCGCGGGAAAUUGACUUCUUUAUACAAUACGAUGUGGUAUUUUGGCAGCAUUAACUCGGCUUGGAUCUGCCUGGCAGCUUAUGAUCGAGCAGGGGCAUCCGCAUGGUCAUGGAGGGUCCCCGUGUUAUUUCAAGCUGCUAUUCCUAUCCUUCAAAUGGUGUUAAUAUGGUUCAUUCCGGAGAGCCCUCGAUUUCUAGCUGCUAAAGGCCUGGAAUCCAAAGCUGCGCGCGUCCUCGCUCACUACCAUGCAAAUGGGAGAAACGAAUGCGAUCAUCUAGUAGCAUUCGAGAUGGCUCAAAUCCGACAUGCUCUGAACCUUGAGCGAGAGAUUGCCUCUAGUCCAUCCUACCUGACGUGCUUCACGACUCCUGGCAACAGACGGCGUAUGUCCAUCAUUAUAGCGAUUGCAAUAUUUUCGCAGUGGAGCGGCAAUGGUCUAGUCUCGUCUUAUAUCAACAUUGUUCUAGACGGGGUCGGCAUAAACACGACUCAGACAAAAGCAGUAAUAAACGGCGUUCUACAGGUUUUUAAUCUCGCUAGUGCUCUAUUGGGCACAAUGCUCGUGGACAAGUUGGGCAGAAGGAAGCUGUUCCUGACUUCGAAUAUUGGAAUGUUAAUUGUCUUCUCUAUGUGGACAAUCACUACCGCUCUAUUCAACGAGACCGGGAGUACUGCAGCUGCGAAAGCUACUGUACCGCUAAUUUUUAUGUUCUACUUCUUCUAUGACUUUGCGUAUACGCCAAUGCUUGUUUCUUACACACUUGAGAUUCUGCCUUACAAUAUUCGCGCCAAGGGACUUGCAAUUAUGAACUUUGUUGCGUAUCUUAGCAAUGCUUUGAACGCGUUCGUCAAUCCGUGGGCACUCGACAGCAUGGGUUGGAAAUACUACCUUUUUUACUGUGGAUGGCUCGUUUUGGAACUAAUAUUUGUGAUGGUGUUCAUUAUCGAGACGAGAGGUCGUACUCUUGAAGAAACUGCUGCUUUAUUUGACGGCAUCAAAUUUUCUCAAAAUACUACAGAACGGAGGGAUAGCGUGACUAUGGCCAGAACAUCACAAUACCUUAGAUCGCCCCGUCUAGAGAAAGGUGUCGCAGACAACAACUAUUUGGAGCUUCAGGAACGCAGUAGAGUCCUAAGCUAUGACUUAGAAUCACCUACGCGUAUCGAUUCGCAGUCGGAAGAGUCUGCCAUUACAUUUGUGAAAUAAAAAGGGAACCACCCAUCGCGAUGUUGUAUUAUGCCCU